GUUGUGGUCUUUGUGUUGGUGGUGCUAGAGUAAAAAAGAAAAAUUACCAAUAAUAAGUAUAAUUAAAGAUUUGUAUUACAUAAUUCAAUUCUAAUUAUAGGUUAUAAUAUAGAAAACGUCGUUUAUUACGUUAUUAAAAUCUGAAUAAUAUUAUGUUGCAGAUGACCUAUCUAUCAGGUGAACAAAUUAACUGUUAACAAUAACUAUCUUGGAAAUUAUUACCUUUUUCGAAAAUUUUUUCUGAGAAAUUUAAGAAAAAAGCUGCUCUAGAAUUUUACAUUUAUGUUAUUUUUUAUCACUCUUAUUUUUGGAAAAAAAAUUNAUUAUAUGAUAUAAUAUAGAAAACGUCGUUUAUUACGUUAUUAAAAUCUGAAUAAUAUUAUGGUUGCAGAUGACCUAUCUAUCAGGUGAAAAAAAUUAACUGUUAACAAUAACUAUCUUGGAAAUUAUUACCUUUUUCGGAAAUUUUUUCUGAGAAAUUUAAGAAAUAAGCUGCUCUAGAAUUUUACAUUUAUGUUAUUUUUUAUCACUCUUAUUUUUGGAAAAAAAAUUACUAUCUACUUUUGAUUUUUUCUCGGCAACCUAUAUUAAAAAUUCUAUAAUUAGACGGAGUAUUGAUUAAUAUACAUUUUUGUAUUGAAAUGUUUGAUUUAUAUCAAUCCGUUGACGAGAUAUUCUACCUAUAAGUUUGAGUAGGUGGAGAGUAGUGGUUCAUUACUAAUGCGCUGCGCACCGUACUGUCACACAAAUGUUGCUCCUCUAUUUUCCUCCAACCCAAAAUUUUAAAAUGAAAUAUCACGUUAACGGAUGAACAAAAAUCAAAAAUUUCAAUACGAAAAUUAAUUUUUUUAAUUUAUCUAAUUAUCGAAUUUUUAAUGUUACCCAUAUCGGAAAAUCAAAAGUAGUUAGUAAAUAUACUACGAAAAUAAGGAUAGCUAAAUAUAACAUAUAUAUUGAAGAGCAGCUUGUUUCUUAAAUGUUCUAUAAAACAAAUUCUGAAAAAGUUAAUACAUUCCAAUAAAACCGAGGACAUCACAUGAUGUGACCCGAAGGACACAGCGCCAGGAGAUCCCCGAUCAACGAUGUGGAGAGGCGAAUCCGUAGUUUCGUUCUCUUGCAGGUACAUCCUCGGUUAGGAGAUACUGGCACUCGCACGCCCUUGAGAAUUUGUGAUUCUUAGCUUUACAUCGCAUAUAAAUUUACGGCACUACUAAUAUCUAGAACCGCGGAUGGGUCUGUGCCAUCUGGUCGGGCUGGGUAAUGAAGGUCUCCUCACCCGUUCAAGAAACCACCGGUAACAGCCCAAGAAAUGAAUCGCAUUCCGUCCCUUCAACUGUAGUUUCUCUAGAUUGUAGCGAGAACAGUUAUAACACUCAAAGCCGAAAAUGCCGAGUCCACGACAUAGCUGUUUUAUACAGACUUAUGAAUGACCAGAAUUAUUGUUACAUAAAUAAUUCAUUAUUUAAUAUUCAUAACUUUGAACAAUUUUUAAACACAUAAUAUAGUUUAGAAAUACAAUAGUUUAUAUCAUUGUCAAUUGUCUUACGAUAAGUUGUAACUUAUUAUGAUAAUAAUAUAAUUUCGUAUAGUUUAUCGAUACAUGUUUAAACUCAAUAUGGAUAUUGCCAUCUUAUAACAUAAACUUAGGAUGAAACUAAAUAUAAAAAACAGAAACAGGCUUAACGCGUGAAUCUAAAUUAGGACAAUAUCCGAGAAAUAUUUCUUUUGUAUGUUUAGAUUUGAUUACAAUUUUUCAUCUGACCAGAAAUUAUUGAAAGCGUAAUACGGUGUAGAAUAGGCCACUAACUUUUUAUAUGGGCUUUCCGAUAGCGACUAUAAUACUAUAUGAAAUAUCUAAAAUUAUAUUACUUGUCUUAUUAUUUCGGUUCUCUUUAUUCUGUCGUUAGAAUAAAAACGAAUAAAAGAAUAUUAAUAAUAGGUAACAUACGAGGUCUGUAAAUAAAGUAAUGAGACUCAUAUCGUAGCUUGUUAUAUGAUAACACUAAUUACUUUCCGUUUGAAGAGGUUUGUAGAUAAACAUUUAAUGUACCUUCAGUACGAAUUUAAACUCCGUAGUGCCACGUGUUGGUCUGUGACAAUUAUUUUCGUAAACCGAUUUUUUUUUAGUACGUUCUGAAAAUGAGUGACAACAAUUUUAAGCAACGGUGUGCUAUCCGAUUUUGUUUCAAACUUGGACACAGUGCGACAGAAACUUUUCAAAAGCUCCAACAAGUAUAUGGAGAAAGUUUAUUUUCAAGGGCUCAGGUUUUUAGGUGGUUUAAGGCAUUUUCUGAAGGCAGAGAGGCUAUUGAAGAUGAACAUAGCAGUGGAAGACCUUCAACUGCAAAAACUGAUGAAAACGUCAUCAGAGUUCGAGAUCUUGUCCGAUCCGAUCGUCGGUUGACCGUCAGAAUGAUCGGAGAACAGUUAGGAUUGACUCACACCACCGUUUUAAUCUACAUUUGUAGAUAAGUAUAUUAUUUUUAUUAAAAUUAUUAAAAUUAUUCAAACUCUUUUAAUUAAAUUUGUAUUAAACAAACUAACGUGAAUGUGCUUGUAGUUGAUAGCUCCAGACUAGUGUCAAAAAGGGUCAUAGAUGGCAUGUAUUUAUACCCUGGACCCCUGGACUGAAUUUGCUUAUCACGCGCUUUUCAGGAAUAAAAUAUUGUUGCGUAGCCGGUGAAAACCUCACGCAUCCGGCUCUUUGGAAACGUGCACGCAUAAGUGUUUUUAAUCACCGUCAAUCAUAUUGGUCUAUACAUUAUAAUAUAUUCAUUCUAUAGCCGUUCGCAUUGAAGCAAGAUUCGGUCUCGGCUUAGGCAGAUUUGACAACCAGUUUCCGAACGGUAAAUGUAGAUUUGGAACGUAAAGCGAUUACCGUUUGGCUGAAUUGACCUGAGGUACAAUUCGCCCAAUAUCACGCUAUUAACAACAUGUCUGGACCAUCUAUAAUAUUAUAAGUUUUCAAAAGAAAAAGACAGCGCCCGUAACAUACGGUGGUCAACGGACCGCCUGCAAUGAUGCGUAGUGGAAACAGUUCCAACGUCAAAAAGUGUCAAAACCAUAGACGUGUGCAGACCUUGCUGGCAGGAAGGGGACACAGUAUAUUUAUGAGUACGGUGAGUUUGAUAUUAAUAAGAUAAUAUAAUUCAAUACAGUGCACUUAUAUAUGUUUAAUGUCAAUACGGAUAAUAUAGUAUAAAAAUAUAAACUUAGGGCAAUAAAAGCAGAACAUUGAAAUAAACUUAAUGCGUGAAGUUUAGUGUCAAAAAUAUUUUAAAAAAUAUUAUUUUUAUUUGGUCAAAUGUGGAUACAAUUUUUUAGCAGAUCAGAAACAUUUAAAAAUGUAUAAAAAAUUGUAUUAAAAUAAUUAAAAUUACUGUUUACUAAUUAAACGUUAAUUUGGCACGAAAUCUAAAAUAAUCCGACUCUAACAGUUAAGUAGUAUCGAAAAACAACAUUAUGGUCCGUAUUCGCGCGGAAUUUCCGUAGCGACGAGGUAACGUAAGGUUUCCGGCAGCGAUUCUAACAAGAAAAGAGUAUUAUGUAAGGAUGAGGACAUUGGCAAAACAAUUUUCAGGGUUUGAUCGGCUACGCAACAAUGGGCGGUCGUAUUUACAGGUAGCUAAAUACGUACAGGGUAAGGACAAAAAAACGGUUCAGUUAUAAUACAACGACGGACGUACGACCACACGACGGCGCUGAUGGACACUUUUUCGAUCGUUGCAGUGUGAUAACAGAAGACACAGUAACUGAAGACCAGGUGAUAAACCCGAUAACAGCAACUAAUUAGCCACUUGGGUUGUACCGUUGUAUCGGUGAAGAGUGCAGUAAGGUCAACAUUGGGCCUGUGAUCAGUGGUGGGAACCGUUUGUUUUCGACCACACGUUCGGUACCCAACAUAUAUCAACAAAUCGGUUUAUCAUUAACAUCUACAUUCGACUACAAUUAUUUACAAUACAAUGUUUUCUAAAAAAUAUGUCCGAAAAUAUUAAAA
Messenger RNA from Cinara cedri, 3997 nucleotides. The record is from the annotation of a GenBank genome assembly. Lineage: Eukaryota; Metazoa; Arthropoda; Insecta; Hemiptera; Aphididae.